UACUUUGCCCAGAACUCGUCGCCAGUUCGUAGACUGCUCCCGAGUCUCGAGUGCUCUAGAAUAAUACGCAGAACAAAGCAAGCCCCAAUUGGCUCUCAAUCCCUUUGAAGAAAGACGAAAGAGAUUUAUGUAAAUAGCUCACACUCAACUGCUUGAAGCAAUGGAAGAAGAGCAUCGAUUGAUAUGGGAAUCAGUGCCACCGGAAUCCAUGGUCUCCCUAACGGUUGGCAGGGCCAUGACCGCUCUGCUCAGCGCUCGCCCUAGAAAACUCCACAGCGCCGUUUCUCGCCUCUCCUCUGACCCUAAAAGAGGCUCACUCGGUUCUUUGGAGGACUCUCUCUGGUUUUUGCACAAGUAUGUAAACGACGCCAACGAGGACGAGGAGGCAUUGGAUCAAAUUCUCGUUCCCAUGAUUGAACAUCAGACAUUGAGUUUCAAGGAGUCGAAGAAUGGAGGGCAGGCUCUGAUACUUGUGAACUGGCUCUUUCAAGACGAGCUUCGUUUCCAAUCAAUGGCGACGAAACUUGCUAACAUCGUCGUGAGAAAAGACGACAGCUAUAUAGCCCUUGGCUGGUGCGUCCUCGUCCGCAAUCUUCUCCAGUAUGAGAGCUCCAUUUCUCAGUAUUCAAUGAAUGGAAUUAUGGAGCGGUACAAUGAUCUGUUGAAGAUACUUUGUUCAUGUAUGUCGCGUCUGUUGAGUAUUGUAUGUAAAGGAAGUACUUUUCAGGAUGGAUUUGAGUUGCCAUCUCGACUCGCAGUGUCUGCUGCUGAUUGUUUUCUGGCUCUCACUGAAGCAUUGACAAAAAAGGUUCUGAGUAACAAGCCAACAUUGAAUUCAAGUGCUUUGAAUCGGGUGAUUACUUUAGUGCCGGCAAGUGAUAAGAAAGCAAAACCAGCGUCAAAGUCUUUGGAAGUCUCAAACAUGGAGAUGGAAUAUUUAUUUUGGGAUCAUUUAGAGGAACUCAUUAAUUUAGUGCAGAGACUGCUUGCUUGGAGCAGAAAAAGUCGACCUUUACAUGCUAAAGGGUUAGAGAAAGUGCUAAAGUGGUUGCAAGAGAUAAAAGGGCAUUACAGUUGCUUUCAAGAUGAGGCAGGCUCAAAGAUUCUCAAGACUGGAGUAACGUUACUCUCUUCUUGUUGGAAGCAUUAUGGCAUGCUAUUGCACUUGGAAGAUCAGAAAUUUUCUCAGACUUACAAAGAACUGUUGGACCAGUAUUUAUCUGGCAUCCAGUAUUAUACAGACAACCAUACUGGAGGGCAUAUCGAUAGUAAAGGUGGUGGUGUAGAGACCAGAAAUUUUUUUCUGAAUUGUUUAUGCCUUCUAUUGGGACGUUUAGACAGCAAAAAAUUUGAAAGUACAACCGUGGAAUAUGGGAUGCAGAUAUCGGAUGUUCUUUUACCACAGCUUCAUUGUGCUGAUGAAGAUGUGCUAGAUGGGGUUGUUUGCAUAUUAAAGGCGGUCAUUUUUAAGUCCUAUUCAGCUGGAAUCAGUCUUGCUGACACUAGAUUGAUGGAUUCUGUUCUACCUAUGCUGGUUCACUUUCUAGACGAGCGGGAUGGCACUGCUAGAGCUGUUGUUAUGCUCAUAGCAGAAUACUGCUCAGUGAGCAGAGACAGUCAGUGCAUUCAAGAAGUUCUAAAGAAGAUUUCAUCUGGAAAUCUUCUUCAGCGGAGGAAUGCUGUUGACGUUAUAUCAGAACUUAUUCGCAUAUCAUCUGAUUCAAUAAAUGAACCUUCUCAUUUGGAAUGGCAAGAUAUUGCAAACCGAUUGCUGGAGUGCCUUGGAGAUGAAGAAAGUGUAAUUCGUGAGCAGGCAUCUAGUUUGCUUCCAAAGAUAGACCCUUCAUUCAUUUUUCCAGGAUUAGUUCGUCUUGUUUACUCUUCAGAUGAAAGCGUCCAGUCAUCUGCUGGUGAUGCCUUCAUUAAGGUGCUCAAAUAUCAUAAUGAGAAAGUUGAAGUUAUCUGUAUGCUGCUAGACUGUCUGAGCACCCUCAACCGAAGCCUAGAUCUUCCACAAAUGACAGGAGAUAUAGGGGAAGGGUCAAAGUUUGAUAGUGAUCGAGUACUCAGGCUGAUCCCAGAGUGGUCAAAAAGUGUUCAGGACUGGAACUGUUUGAUUGGACCAUUAAUAGACAAGAUGUUUGCAGAGCCAUCAAAUGCAACUAUUGUUAGGUUUUUGAGUUAUAUAAGUGAACCCCUAGGGGAAGCUGGUGAUGUAGUCAUGUAUCGUGUUCUAUUGCAUAUGAAAGGGCAGAAAGAAUGGGAGAGCGGAACAUAUACCAAUCACGAUUCUGUGACAAUGCAGCAAUCUCUGUUUGAGCGCCUUUGCCCAUUACUCAUAAUUAGGAUGCUUCCACUGAGAAUUUUUAAUGACCUUAACUCAUCCAUCAUGUAUGAUCAAGUUCUUAUUCAAGGCAUUCUGCAUGGGUAUGGAGAUACCAACAAUCAUGACAGUAUUGCUGCUUUCCUUUUAAACAGGGCAUUUUAUAAGUUUGAAUUUGAAGAUGUACGGAAGCUUGCUGCUGAGCUCUGUGGUCGCAUUCACCCCCAAGUGCUAUUUCCAAUUCUUUGCUCUGAAUUGGAGGAUGCAGCAGCUUCUCAGGAUAUUCUGAAGAUAAAAGCUUGUUUGUUUUCAGUUUGCACUUCUCUUAUGAUCAGAGGCAAGGAUUCAGUUACCCAUCCUCUUAUGCUCAAGAUUAGGAAGACAGUAGAAACAGUGCUCUUAUGGCCUUCACUGAAUGGGGAUGAAGUUUCCAAAGCACAGCAUGGAUGCAUUGAUUGUCUAGCACUGAUGAUAUGUGCUGAACUCAGAACUACAGAAUCAUUCCCGUCCACCUCAGAGAAGAUUAGCAUUCUUGGGAAGAAAGGGGAUGCUGCCUCAAGAAACUCUACACUCAGUUAUGUGAUCCAUCAAUUUGUAUACAAUGAAAACAAAGAUGGUUCGACAUCCGAGUUGGCUAAUACAAGCUGCACACUCGAGGCACCAGUCCAACUCGGUUUUCAUUUGUGCAUGGCUAAUGUUCUCAUCAGUGCUUGCCAGAAAAUCUCAGAUUCUGGCAAGAAACCCUUCGCUUGGAAAGUUUUUCCAUGUCUUAUCCAUUCUGUUGAGGUGAUAUUGCAGUCAGAGAUUAGAGCUGCAUGCAUCCAGGUUCUCUUUUCAGCCGUCUACCAUCUGAAGUCUGCAGUUCUUCCUUACUCAUCUGAUCUUCUUAAACUCUCACUAAAAGCUCUCGGAAAAGAAUCAGAAAAGGAAAGGAUGGCAGGUGCAAAGCUAGUGGCAUCUCUCUUGGCCAGUGAUGAUGUGAUUUUGGAGAGUAUUUCAGGAUCACUGCUGGAAGCAAGAUCCGUACUUUCAAGUAUAUCUUUGACAGAUCCCUCCCUCAAGCUACGAAAAGUAUGCAAAAAGUUGCUAAUGUGCUUGACUUCUCCCUGAGUUGGUUUGAAGUACUUAUCUUGCAUAGAAGAUAAAAUGAGCUAUUUGCUUCCUAAUUACUUGGUUUAAUGAAGUUGUACCUUGAAGUCGUAGUUGUACAUAAUAUGUUAGGAAAUCUCAAGAAAGCAAGUUACUUGUGGAAAAAUUGUAAAGCAAGUUACUUUGUAGUGAGAGGGUUCUACUUUUUUUAUUGGAGGUUGGCUAGAAGACGUUGCCGGUUAUCAUACAGGUAAUCAAAAUUUCUACAAAGAGUGUAAUUGACGUCUCACGAACGCCGUGUAUCAGCCGUGAAUUCUGGUUCACAGAAUAUCUAAGGAAUUGUACAGAUGGAAUGGUUUUGGUUUCAAAGUACCAACAGCAGGAAGAGGAACUACUGGCUGCCCUUAUUUUAUCAUGCUGCUUUUAGAUCCAAUUUCACUUAUUCUGGAAAUCCUGCACAAUUUAAUCCUUCUCAAUGAGAGUCUGUCUAUGUGUGUGAGGAAUUGCUUAGAUGUGAUUAACAAUGUUAUUGCAAGAGAUUUGUGGGAGCAUAUAUUACCAAUGAUGUGGCACAAUUGUUGCCUAUUGUUGAUAGCGUGUAUUAUAAUCUAUGGGAUCUUGGUGACGAGGAGAUUGCUUUGGAAGUUUUCCCCUCUGCUGUAAGCGUCAACGCUCAUAAAAGUGUGAAGGGGACAUUUCCUUUUCCUAG
Molecule: messenger RNA, 4121 nt
Organism: Corylus avellana
Lineage: Eukaryota; Viridiplantae; Streptophyta; Magnoliopsida; Fagales; Betulaceae
Product: ARM repeat superfamily protein
Source: RefSeq, a predicted model, not a curated record